AUGCUCAAUGUCUCGUUGGCACCUGUUGAAGUCAAGAAGCCAAGUCUACCUCUUUUGUCACAACCAAUCAACCUUUCAGAUAUUUUUCCGAAUAGAUCAAAACUAUUUGUUGGAUUCUCUGCUGCAACAGGGAACGCUGUGAGUGAUCACUAUAUUCUUUGGUGGAGUUUCAGAACAAGGAAAGGAGAAUCAUCACUGAAGCGACUUGAAAUCUCAAAACUUCCUCAAGUUCCUUGUCCUAAACCUCUUCCUACAGUUCAUCCUAAAGCUCGGCAUAAGAUGCUACCUACAUGGAUUUAUUGCUCUGGAGUUUAUUUCCACAGGAGGAAGAAGUUUUCAGAAGUUUCUGAAACAUGGGAAAAGGAGUUUGAUGCACAUCGGUUCUCUUACAAGUCUUUAUACAAAGCAACAAAAGGGUUUAGUAAAGAUGAGUUUCUAGGAAAAGGAGGUUUUGACAUGGAGCCACUGAGAACUUAUUACAUGCAAUCUGAAGAGCAUGAAUCCAACAACCAGCCUGUUGUGUAUAUUGGGGUUGAUAAUACACUUGCUGCAGUUAUCCGCUUUGAAGAUAAAAUCAGGGAAGAUGCUGCACAAGUCAUUGAGAAUUUGACUCGGCAGGGAAUUGAUGUGUACAUGUUGUCUGGUGACAAGAAGAGUGCUGCGAACUAUGUAGCCUCUGUUGUUGGUAUUCCUCAAGAAAGGGUAUGUUCUUCUCUUCCUGCUAUCCCCUUAACUCCGUAA
This is a messenger RNA of Eruca vesicaria subsp. sativa (arugula), 741 nucleotides long. Lineage: Eukaryota; Viridiplantae; Streptophyta; Magnoliopsida; Brassicales; Brassicaceae. The record is from the annotation of a GenBank genome assembly.